AAAAUGGCUUUUCGAAAGGCAGUGAAAGGAACUAUCCUUAUUGGAGGAGGUGCUGUGGCAACUGUGUUUGGUCUUUCACAACUUUCUCAGUAUAGAAGAAAACAUGGUCAUCUUGCAUCUAUUGAAGCUUUAGAAUGUAAGCCUGUGGAAAUGCAAAGCCACCUUCCUGCCAGGGGAAGUCAGCUCCAAGCUUUGCAGAAUACCUGUGAAUUUGACAUUCUCGUAAUAGGUGGAGGUGCCACAGGAUGCGGCUGUGCCUUGGAUGCUGUUACGAGAGGCCUAAAAACAGCCCUUGUAGAAAGAGAUGAUUUCUCAUCGGGGACCAGCAGCAGAAGCACUAAAUUGAUCCAUGGCGGAGUGAGAUAUCUUCAGAAGGCCAUCAUGAAGUUGGAUUUUGAACAGUACAGAAUGGUGAAAGAAGCACUCCAUGAACGUGCCAAUUUGCUGGAGAUUGCACCUCAUUUGUCUGCUCCUCUCCCUAUAAUGCUUCCUGUUUACAGAUGGUGGCAGUUGCCCUAUUAUUGGGUAGGAAUCAAGCUCUAUGACCUUGUAGCGGGAAGCCAGUGUCUAAAAAGCAGCUAUGUGCUUAGCAAAUCAAAGGCCUUGGAACUCUUUCCUAUGUUGAAGAAGGACAAACUUGUAGGUGCCAUUGUCUACUAUGACGGACAACACAACGAUGCACGAAUGAACCUUGCCAUUGCUCUCACUGCUGCCAGGUAUGGUGCUGCCACAGCCAAUUACACUGAAGUGGUACGCUUGCUGAAGAAGACAGAUCCAAAGAGCGGGAAGGUCCGUGUCUGUGGAGCAAGGUGCAGGGAUGUUCUCACAGGGCAGGAAUUUGAUGUCAAAGCCAAAUGUGUUAUCAAUGCUACAGGACCUUUCACAGACUCUGUGCGGAAAAUGGAUGAACAGAAAGUAGCAAAAAUCUGUCAGCCGAGCGCAGGCGUUCAUAUUGUGAUGCCUGGGUAUUACAGCCCAGAUAAUAUGGGACUUCUUGACCCGUCAACCAGCGAUGGACGAGUGAUUUUCUUCUUGCCGUGGCAAAAGAUGACCAUUGCUGGCACCACAGAUACUGCCACUGAAGUCACACAUCACCCAAUUCCUACAGAAGAAGAUAUCAACUUCAUCUUGACAGAAGUGCGCAACUAUCUUAGCUGCGAUGUUGAAGUGAGGAGGGGUGAUGUCCUGGCAGCAUGGAGUGGUAUUCGCCCUCUUGUGACAGACCCCAAUUCUAAAGACACCCAGUCCAUAUCUCGGAAUCACAUAGUCCAUGUUAGUAAAAGUGGCCUUGUGACUAUAGCAGGUGGGAAAUGGACAACCUAUCGUUCAAUGGCUCAGGAUGCCAUUGAUGCUGCUGUAGAAGCUCAUAACCUUCACGCAGAUCCAUGUAGGACAGUUGGACUCCUUCUGCAGGGUGCAAAUGACUGGAGUACUACUCUUUAUAUUCGACUGGUUCAGGACUAUGGACUUGAAAAUGAGGUGGCUCAGCAUCUUGCAGCUACAUAUGGAGACAAGGCUUUUGAAGUGGCCAAAUUAGCCCAGGUUACUGGGAAGAGGUGGCCAAUCGUUGGAAAACGGCUUGUAUCAGAGUUUCCUUACAUUGAGUCGGAGGUUGAAUACGCAAUCCAGGAAUACGCCUGCACUGCGGUGGAUAUCAUUGCUCGUCGAACACGCUUAGCCUUCCUGAACGUGCAGGCUGCUGAGGAAGCCUUACCAAGAAUCAUUGAGAUCAUGGGGAAGAAGCUCAAAUGGAACGAGCAGAAGAAAAAGGAAGAGCUUUCAGAAGCGAGGAAGUUCCUAUACUAUGAAAUGGGCUACAAGGUACGGUCCGAGCAGUUGACGGACCAUAGUGAAAUCACUCUGACACCAGCGGAUAUUGAGAGGUAUAAAAAGAGGUUCCACAUGUUCGAUAAGGAGUGCAAAGGUUUUAUUACUAUAUUGGAUGUACAGCGCGUGUUAGAGAGCACCAACGUUCAAAUUAAUGAAAGUGCACUCCAUGAGAUUUUGAAUGAAGUGGAUUUGAACAAAAACGGGCAGGUUGAACUCAAUGAGUUUUUGCAGCUCAUGAAUGCUGUUCAGAAAGGAUAUGUCUCCGGCAGCCGGCUUGCUGUGCUUAUGAAAAGGGCUGAAGAGAAUAUCCAUCAGCGUAAUGCAAUUUCAGUGGAUCGGAGUUGUGGCGGACUGUGAGUUUUGGGUGCUGCAGAAUGGUGGAUACCAUGAAGCUCCCCUCUUGUUGAUGCUGAAGAACAUUCCACCGGUUUCAGAUGUUUCUCUUCCUCUGCAUGGUUUGUCUGUCAUUGAGCAAUUAUUAAGGGGAAAAAAUGCCUUGGUAUAGUUUGCCCCCUCCCUUCUUAAGUUUCCUGUGGAUAGAUUGCUGCGCUCACGUGCCCUGCUGAAACUGGGUGUAAACUUCUGCUUUCUGGGUGGGCAAGAAUUUCUAAUACAAUAAGAAAAAAGACGUAGUGAAUUUUCAAAUGGGUGCUUAUUUUCCAGGCUAAUCCAAAUGGAUCUUCACUGCCUUAUGGCUGCAUUUCGAAGCCACAUCGGGAGAUCUAGGUGGAAACCUUGCACGAAUGUGGGUUCAUUUGCUGUGCAAAGAUUGUUUUUUCGCUAUUUGCACAAGAGCAACAACAAUCUCUAAUCUUUAUAUAGCUUCAAGCUGCUCUUGUAGUUAACUUGGCCUCUUUUCAGAAGGGAAAGAUGCUAGCAUUAGUCUAGUGUCUUAUACACAGCCCUCUUUGUUAAAUCUCUGGAUCCCCCCCCACACACACACACACAGACUCACACUUUUCUCAAAGAAGUCCAUGGCGUAAGGCAUAUCACCUAAAACUUUGGGAUUAGCAGCAUUCUUCAUUGUUACAAGGCUCUUAAGAAAAAACAUGCAUGUCAUAAGAAAGGGAAUGAUUUGUCACUGGGGAGUUAUAAUGAUGUUCAAAUCUAAGGUUUAUUGAUGAGCACCAUCCAAAAUACAGGUGAGUGCACUGCUAAGGAAUCACAGUGACAUUUAAUUGUGUUUGGGUGAGAGGACAUACUGGUCAUAAUUCAGUUAAAUUGAAACAUGGUUAAGUCUUACUGAAAUCGGUGGGAUUUAGCUGCACAUUUAGGUGAUUAUGUCCUGCUCAGCAGCUAUGAUUUACAGAUGGAUUUCCAAAAAGCACACUUAAGAGAAUGCAAGGCUUGAAACACAUAAAGAAUCCAUGCUCCACCAUGGGGAAAAAAGCUAGUAAGAAGACUGGAAGUUCAAUCCCUGUUCUUUUCCCUAUGUAACAAGCGCUGAAGUUUAGUCGUGCGUUCCUUUUUCUGAUGCCAUUUCCAUAGAGGUUGUAACAAAUGCUUCUGUACUGAUUGAUUGAGUGUUUUGUACAUCUUGCACAAACUAAGCAAAAUGGGAAAUUAUUCUAGUGUCCCACUCCGGGGUUUGGUUAAGCAAAAAAGCACUGAGCUAGAUGUUGCUGAAUAAAUACUAAGGUGGCUUGUCCUAUUUUAAUUAUUUCCUUCAAACACAGGCUCAUCUUAGGCAUCUUUCUCUUUGCUUUUAAGUUGGAUGACAUCACUAAGCUCAAGUGGAAGCUUCACUCCUGAUGUUUGGACAAUAAAAUGAUGAUUUAAAAGAAAGGUGUAAGACUUCAGGUUACUGGUGAAUCUCUUUGCCUCUACGGGCUUUUAUCCACAUUAUAAUUUUAAUUUAAGGGGGAUGUUCUUGCAAGUCUGCUGGGCUUUUAAAAGCAUGAUAGGGAAAUUUGGUGCUUGCAGGCUUAAAUCUUUCCCAUAUGGAAAUGAGAAAAUGUGGGAACCAGCUUUCAGAAGAAUUUAGAAACGGUAGGCUAAACUGUGUUUAUGCAUAUAUAAUAAAAUAUAUUAAAGGCAGGACCCAGGGUGCCUUGUUAAGUAUUCUGUCCAAAAAUAUAUUUCCCCUGUAGAAAUAGCUUGUAUGCAGUACUUAGGACAUCCACUAGAAAUAAUAUAAUGGUGAUAUUUUCCUCGUAUUCUUAGUAACCUAAGCUAGAAAUGUUAGAUUUCAGUCCACAUUGAAUAUGGAAACCAAGUCUAAGUAAAAUGAUUGACGACUGUGUUCUAAAAAGCUUCUAGCAAAUUCCCAUGUUAAGUUGGGCCUUAUAUACUUCAGACUGAUGAGAAAUACAAAGGCAAACUUGACUUGUUGUGGUCUCCUUGUAACCAUGAAGAAUUGGGUUCCCAUGGCUCUGUUGACAGUUUCUUCUCGGUAUGAUUAGCAUGUCGCAGGUUUCAUCUCCAUGAAUUAGUUUUAUCCGAGUUGAUAUUUCUUCUUCUCACAAGGAACAAUCUAACAGCCAAUUUUGCGGCAAUCAAGGACUGAAUGACCAUUAUGUUCAAAUGCCAACAAACGGGCAAUAUUUUAUAUGCACCACCACUCUGAACAAGGGGCAUUUUAGAUCCUGCCUUGUACCUCUUUAGAGAAAACAUUAGAACUGGGAUCCAGAGGUAUGUCUGUGCCUCAUCUAUGCUUUUGUCAGUUUUUUGCAAGCCAUUUCUCUUCCAUCUGACUUACCCAGGAAGACAAGGGGAGUAAUAAAUGUUAAAGCGUCUUGAGGAAGAAAUUAAUACUUUGUAUUUUUAUGGUUAAAACACCGUUUAGAACAGUUUCUCCAGACUGGUAUAUGUCAAUACACCAUUUUCAGCAUUGCCUAGUGAUGCCUAUCUCCAAGCUAGUCAAUCCAUCCUUGUUUUGUUCCUUUGCUGCCAAUUUAUUCUACCAAAAGCUUGAAUUUUUGUCAAGGUUUAUAUGCAUGCUUUCCAUUUUGUUGGUUUGGUCAUUCUGAAUUCAAGCUGAAUUUUCCCUUGCUUUCUUUUUUUUUUUUUGUGGUUAAGUGUGUGUUGCUACUUUGUACAAGCAGUGAAAGAACCUAUCCGCAUCAUUUUAUGCCUGCUUGAUUCAGCAGAAUGAGAAACGGAGAACUACUUUGAUUACAUGACAUCCCUCUUUUUACUAUUUUAGAAGAUUGUCAUUUUGAAUGUAUGGUCACUAUAACAUACUUCUGGCAUUUUACUCUUCGCUUUGUUUUAAUUAUAUGGAAUACUACUGUGUUUUUUUAAAAGAAAGAAAAUGAAUAAAGCCCAUAGCAGAUUGUAUUUUGAUGUGUAUGUGUAUAUAUGCAUGUACACUCAUAUGUACAUUGAACACUCAAAUGUUUUUACAUUUGCCACUUUUAUGUAUUGUGUUGGGUUAUUGUUCUAGACUGGACUGUUAAAUAUGGUGUUUGAGCCUGGGUUGUCAUUUUUAUAUCUGUCUUGGUGUUUUAUUGUCAUUAUUUAUUACUUUUGAUAUACAGAAUGAGCUGCAUGCAUUUAUAGAGCAAUAAGAGGAUGUAUUUAAUGUGCCUUGUUUUUAACUGAAUAAGAACUGAAAGCAUGAAUCAAUAAAACUGAUUAAAAUG
Heteronotia binoei (common prickly gecko) is the source of this 5414-nucleotide messenger RNA. It is a transcript of the gene GPD2, whose product is annotated as glycerol-3-phosphate dehydrogenase 2. Gene Ontology annotation, molecular function: glycerol-3-phosphate dehydrogenase (quinone) activity; calcium ion binding. The record is from RefSeq and is a predicted model, not a curated record. Bases 4 to 2187 code for a protein of 727 amino acids. Gene Ontology annotation, biological process: glycerol-3-phosphate metabolic process. Gene Ontology annotation, cellular component: mitochondrion; glycerol-3-phosphate dehydrogenase (FAD) complex. Lineage: Eukaryota; Metazoa; Chordata; Lepidosauria; Squamata; Gekkonidae. The transcript is spliced from 16 exons.